Molecule: messenger RNA, 6311 nt
Organism: Oenanthe melanoleuca
Lineage: Eukaryota; Metazoa; Chordata; Aves; Passeriformes; Muscicapidae
Gene: EXOC6B
Product: exocyst complex component 6B
Exons: 22
Coding region: 128-2563 (811 amino acids)
Biological process (GO): exocytosis; intracellular protein transport; Golgi to plasma membrane transport
Cellular component (GO): exocyst; membrane
Source: RefSeq, a predicted model, not a curated record
AGUCCCGCGGUGCCGCGCGCGGCGGAGCGGAGCCGGGGAGCUCCGGCGGUGGCGGUGCCGCUCCCGGUGCGGGAGGAGCCGGGCCGGGCCGGGCCGGGCGGGGCCGGCAGGUGGAGCGAGCGGCCCCAUGGAGCGGCCGAAGAUGGCGGAGCUGGAGAGCCUGGAGACGGCGGCGGAGCACGAGCGGAUCCUGCGCGAGAUCGAGAGCACGGACACGGCCUGCAUCGGCCCCACGCUGCGGUCCGUGUACGAUGGGGAGGAGCACGGGCGCUUCAUGGAGAAGUUGGAGGCUCGGAUCCGGAACCAUGACCGGGAAAUUGAGAAAAUGUGCAACUUCCACUACCAGGGCUUCGUGGAUUCCAUCACCGAGCUGCUCAAGGUCCGGGGGGAGGCCCAGAAACUCAAGAACCAAGUGACCGACACCAACCGGAAGCUGCAGAACGAAGGGAAGGAGCUGCUGCUGGCCAUGGAGGAGCUGCGGCAGUGCCGGCUGCAGCAGAGGAACAUCUCGGCCACGGUGGACAAGCUCACGCUGUGCCUGCCUGUGCUGGAGAUGUACAGCAAGCUGCGGGAGCAGAUGAAAUCCAAGAGGCACUACCCAGCCCUGAAGACCCUGGAGCACCUGGAGCAGACAUUCCUGCCCCAGGUGAGCCACUACCGCUUCUGCCAGGCCAUGGUGGACAACAUCCCGCGGCUGCGGCGCGAGAUCCAGGAGCUCUCCAUGUCCGACCUCAAGGACUUCCUGGAGAGCAUCCGCAAGCACUCGGAGCGGAUCGGCGAGACCGCCGUCAGACAGGCACAGCAGCAGAGAAACCUGGACAACAUCGUGUCCCAGCAGCCCAGGAUUAGCGGGGGGAAGAAAUCCAAGAAGGAAUUCAGCGCCAGCUCGGAGCUGGAGGUGAAGAACACCAGCCCCAUGUCGGAGCAGGACUCGGGGAUCCUGGAUGUGGAGGAUGAGGAUGAGGAGGAGGAGGUGCCUGGAGCCCAGGAUUUGGUGGAUUUCUCCCCAGUUUAUCGCUGCCUCCACAUUUACUCCGUCCUGGGAGCCAGGGAGACUUUUGAGAGUUACUACAGGAAGCAGAGGAGAAAACAAGCCCGGCUGGUGCUGCAGCCUCCCUCCAACAUGCACGAAACCUUAGAUGGCUACAGGAAAUAUUUCAAUCAAAUUGUGGGGUUUUUCGUGGUGGAGGAUCACAUCCUGCACACCACGCGGGCGCUGGUGACUCGCGCCUACGUUGAUGAGCUGUGGGAGAUGGCUCUGUCCAAAACCAUCGCUGCCCUCAGGACUCACUCCUCCUACUGCUCUGACCCCAGCCUGGUGUUGGACCUCAAGAAUCUCAUCGUGCUCUUCGCCGACACGCUGCAGGGCUACGGCUUCCCCGUGAACCAGCUCUUCGAGGUGCUGCUGGAGAUCCAGGACCAGUACAGCGAGACCCUGCUCAAGAAAUGGGCUGGGGUCUUCAGAAACAUCCUUGACUCAGAUAACUACAGCCCCAUCCCAGUGCCAGAUGAAGAAGUUUAUAAGAAAAUCGUUGGGCAGUUCCCAUUCCAGGAUGCUGAACUUGAAAAGCAACCCUUCCCGAAGAAGUUUCCCUUCUCAGAGUUUGUGCCCCGGGUUUUCAGCCAGAUCAAGGAGUUCAUCCACGCCUGCCUCAAGUUCUCCGAGGAUCUGCACCUCAGCUCCACAGAAGUCGAUGACAUGAUCAGAAAAUCCACAAACCUGCUGCUGACCAGGACCCUGAGCAACUGUUUACAGAAUGUCAUCAAGAGGAAAAACGUGGGGCUGACAGAGCUGGUGCAGAUCAUCAUCAACACCACCCACCUGGAGAAAUCCUGCCGCUUCCUGGAGGAGUUCAUCACCCACAUCACCAACGUGCUGCCCGACACCGUCCACACCACCAAACUCUACGGCACCACCACCUUCAAGGACGCCCGGCACGCCGCCGAGGAGGAGAUCUACACCAACCUGAACCAGAAGAUCGACCAGUUCCUGCAGCUGGCCGACUACGACUGGCUGGCGCCGGAGCCGGGCGGGCGGGCCAGCGACUACCUGCGGGACCUGAUCGGCUUCCUGGGCAGCACCUUCGCCGUGUUCACGCACCUGCCGGGGAAGGUGGCCCAGACCGCCUGCAUGUCGGCCUGCAAGCACCUGUCCACGUCGCUGCUGCAGCUGCUGCUGGAGGCCGAGGUGAGGCAGCUGACGCUGGGCGCCCUGCAGCAGUUCAACCUGGACGUGGAGGAGUGCGAACAGUUUGCCAGAUCCGGCCCAGUGCCUGGGUUCCAAGGGGACACGCUGCAGUUGGCCUUCAUCGACUUGAGACAACUCCUGGAUCUGUUCAUCCAGUGGGAUUGGUCGACGUAUUUGGCCGACUACGGACAGCCCACGUGCAAGUACCUUCGUGUGAACCCCACCACAGCCCUGAUCCUGCUGGAAAAGAUGCGGGACACCAGCAGGAAAAACAACGUUUUCGCCCAGUUCCGGAAGAACGAGCGGGACAAGCAGAAGUUGAUCGACACCGUGGCCAAGCAGCUGCGUGGCCUUAUCAACAGCCACCACUCCUGAGGGGCUCAGGAUCCCCUUCCCACAGCCAGGACUCCGGGAAUCUCGUUGGGAGAGAGGAUUUGUAUUUUUUUAUUCGCCUGGAAAUUCUCCGCGGGGCCUCCCCCCGACGGCAAAACGCUCCUGGUGGGAACGACCCCGGGAAAAGGCAGGAGCCUCCUGGAUAAACUCCUAUUUUCAGGGGUUUAGGAAGUGAUGGGAAUUCUUGGAGCCUGGGAGAAGUUCACACCCGGACUGGGGUUGUUUUUUGUUUUGUUUUGUUUUUUUCUUUUUUUUUUUUUUUUCAAAGCCAAAUUGAAGGGAUCGUCCUGCCUUCCUUUAAUUUAUUCCCUUGGAAAACAGAGAAAUCUGGGAAGAGCCAUGGGUUUGGGUUCUCUGGGCAGAGGGUCACCCUGAGUGGUUUGGUAGGAAAAAGGGAUUUCCCAGGUUUUUUUCUCCUCCUUUCCCCCUCCAUGUGCUGAUUUCCACACUAGUCUGCAAAUCCCUGGAAUUGUGACCCUUUCCUGCAUAUUCCAUCCCUGAGCUCCACUCCAGGACCUGCCAGGGACUGUGGGAUCAUGGAGCAGGGUUUGGAGCAGCCUCAUGAUUAGAUUUGGGAAGGGACAGCCAAAGGAUAAUCUGGGAAUGUGUCCUGUGGGCACCACUCUGGGGCUGGACACAUCCAUGGAUGGGGAGAGGGGAGGGAUGGAUGCUCCACAGGGAUGGGGGAUCUCAGAUCUCCAAGUGUCCAGGAGGAGUUUUUUCCUUUUUUUUCUGUGCUGGUGUCCCAUCCUCCCUCUCCUCCUGAUGAUUCCAUGGGAAAAAUUUCCCUGUUGGAGCUGGACCAGUGGGAAUUUCCUGGAGGCAGUGGGAGAUUCCCCAUGGAGCAGCUGCUCCAAAAUGCCUGUGGAUAAAAUUCCUCCUGUCCCAAAACUCCUCAAGCCAGGCAGCCACCAAUGGGAAUUAAUCCCAAGAUUUCUAUUCCAGAGGGGGAUUUUUGCCCUUCUCAUCGUGUCCCUUCUAGUUCCUCACAUUAUCCAGCCACGUUCCCAAACCCUUGAAGGGAAUUCUCAUCUCCCUGGUGUUGCUGCAGCCCUGGGAGUGCUGCUCAUGUGCCCAUUCCCAACCCUCUGGAUCUACUAAUCCAGGGGUUUUCCCUUCCCACCUUGCUCCUCAGCAAGAUUUUGGGGUUGUUUUUCAUGUGGGGAAGGUUUGUUUAACUCAAUCCCAAAAUUAAAUGGGAACACGGUCAGGAAUGACCCCCUGGAGCUCUUGGGCUGUCCAGGGACCAAGGGAUUAUUUUUGUUAAAAAGAGGGAAAAUUUGUAAUUCCUUGGUUUUGGAGAGGAGUCAGAGGUUCCUUGUGAACUCCUCUUGGAGGGAUAUGGAAAAGGGAUGGAGGGAAAAGCAGCAGGUGAAGGAAAGUUGGAGUCAGUGUGGCCAGAAAGGAAAGAAAACUUUGGAGACACCUCUGGAAACAGCCCAGAGGGACAAGGGAUGGGAAUUCUGGAGUGGGACAGAGAAGGAGCAGAAACCCCAGGACACAGGGAAAGGAUUUGGUGCUGCCAUCCUGAAAUCCCAUUUUCCCCUCCUGUAUUUCACUCCACGAGGCAUUCCCACAAAAAAUCCCCAGCACAGCCGAGGUGAGGCCUCAUUCCAGGUGCUCCAGGUGCUCCCAAAUCCACUCUGGGCUCCCCUUCCCAUCUCCCUGAGCUGCAGUUCCAGGAGCAGCGACCUGGGAUGCAUUUCCUCGCUCCUUCAGGCUCUUUUUUGGGUUCCCCCAAACCACCUCCUGGCACUCAGGAUUUGCUGCUGGGAAAGUCAAAUCCAGCCAAGGGAGAGAUUCAGGGAGUUCCUGAUCUCGGGAGGUCAAGAGCCGGAACCACAAGUCAGAGCCUGGGAUGAAAAAUGGGAUUUUGGGACUCUGGUCCCAAUUAACUUUUUGUUCUGAGGGAUGCAGCUCCAUCAUCCCUUCCAAACAAAAUUAAUCUUUUAAACAGAUUGCCCAAAAAAACCCAAAAAAAAAAAAAAAACCCUGGAAGACAUCCCAAAUCCCCUCUCAGUCUCUUCCUAAUGAUGGGUGUCCUCCGACACGGAUGGAAUUGCUUAGGAGGGAAAAGUGGCUGCAGGGAAUUUAAAAGGGAGGUAGGAAACAGGGGCAGGACCUGAAUCCAAGAUUUCCAACUUCCCAAAAUAAAUAUUGCUGCUCUUACACCUCCCUCCACGUCCACCGAACGUUCCUUAGCAGAUUUUAUUUUUUAAGAAAAGAAAAUUGGAUUAUCCCAUAAUUUUUCCUGUCUCCAGCAAAUAUAUUCCAGCACUAGUGGGGAAAAAAUUAUAUUAAAACCCAAAUUCAGCUUCCCAAGAAACUUCUUUGCUUCUUCAGGAGUUGUCAGGCAUUCCAGGAGUUGGGAAUAAAAUGUGUCCAGAGUGGGAAUUUGCAGCCCAACCCAUCCACAGGAUGUUCUCCCUCAGCCAUCAGCACCUGUGAGGUGGGAAAGGAGAGAUUUUCCUGGGAUUUUUGGGUAUUCCUGGGGUUGCAGUUCAAGCCAGAAGCUCCCAGUGAUUUUUGCACUUUGUUCCAGAUCCAAUCCCAAUUCCUGCUCGGAUGGGGACGGCAGGAAUUAGUUUUGGGCUGGUUUUCUCCCAGAUUUCUGCUUUGGGGGAGGUGGAAUUUCAGGCAGGAGCUGUGGGAAGGGUCACAGUGGCCCCAAAUUCCGUGGGGGAAUUCCUUGGGAAGCGAAGCUGGGAUGGACCCAGGGCCAUGGCUGCUGUCACACCCCUUGUGCUGAAAUUUUGGGAUCCAAUUCCAACCAGAAUCCAAACCCCAGGCAGGAAUUCCUCACCCUUGGAUGCCUCCUGCUUCCCUUGGGCUUUUCCCCUUAAUUCUGGGUUGGGUUUGGUGUUUUUUUGGACCUUGGAGAGGUUUGGAGCACCCAAACACCAUCCCACGUUCCCACUGGAUUCGUGUCCCAUCCCUGGGUGCUGCAGGAUUUUUGGGAUCUCUAUCCCAGUUUUCCUACAGCUCCAGGGGGCCUGGAGACCCCUCAUAUCCCCCCCAGCACCAUCCCAUGUUUAUCCCUCUGCUGGCAGCUCCAAGGGAGCACAAAUCCCAUAAAUCCCAUCCCAGAUGAGUCCAGGAUGAUCCCAGCUCCGUGGAACACGCCGGGAUUGGCUGGGAUUCACCCCAAAAACCCUGGGAUGGAGCUCAGGGGGGGCCUGCUCCAACCUCCAGACCCUCUCCUGAUGGAUUUGGGAAGCUUUUCCCAGAGCUGGGAUCCAUCCCCACCUGCAGCUUCCCAAAAAUCCCACGGGCAGCUCUGGAAUCUUGUCCUGUCCAAGCUGCUCCUUGCCUUGGCUCAUCCCUCAGAUUCUGGUUUUCCCAGGAAAACCCUCCCAGUUCCCAUCCCCCAUCCCAUCCUCCCUGCCCACUGGGGUUGCCUUUUCCCGUUGAUUUUGGGGUGGAAGGACCUGAUUUUGGGAACAGAGGUGGUGAAAACAGCUUUUUUUGCACAAGUCGUUGCACAAUAAGGGGAAAAUUUAGCAAAUUAGGUUUAACUUUAAAGGGAAUUUUGUUGGGUUUUUGGUUUUGUUUUGUUUUGUUUUUCCUUAAAACUCGCUAGCAGAGCUACUGAUUCCAAGAGGAAAAAAGAGCUGGAGUGGUUGGAGAAAGGACUGCAUGGUUUACAGGUUCAAUUCUGUUAGAAAUUAGCAUGUUGGACAUUUAUCCUGGUGUAAUUCCAAUUAAACAAAUACAGCAUUUAACUGUUUCA